Messenger RNA from Wallemia mellicola CBS 633.66, 2427 nucleotides. RefSeq lists its product as hypothetical. Gene Ontology annotation, biological process: protein import into peroxisome matrix. Gene Ontology annotation, cellular component: peroxisomal membrane. Lineage: Eukaryota; Fungi; Basidiomycota; Wallemiomycetes; Wallemiales; Wallemiaceae. The record is from RefSeq and is a predicted model, not a curated record. The transcript is spliced from 5 exons. Gene Ontology annotation, molecular function: zinc ion binding. Bases 1338 to 2276 code for a protein of 312 amino acids.
CAUUAAUAAUAUUACAAUGUCAGAUUAAUCGUCUGUCAAACUAACUAUUUUGUUCUUUUUCUCAGGGCCGCAGGCGUCGGGCGAACUGAAACGUUGUCAACCAGCAUAUCCGUGUACUCUGGAUGGAGUGUUCCAUAAUAAUGUGCCAUUUCAGGUUUCGGAUGAAGGCGGUGUAGCUGUCUCACCUCAUAAAAUUGUGAUGGCGGCUCAUGUACCAACAUAUCUGUAAAUGAUUGUGUUAGCUUCUUGGCUACCUCUUGUUCUUCUUCUGAAGGUUCGUUUGGAAUAUCUGAUCUCAGUCUUUGUGCUUCAAGAGAUUUCAACUUAGCGAGCAAGAAUGCGUUGCGCUUGAGUUUUGCUUGAGUUUCCAAAUACCCUCUAUUGAGACUUUCGUAUGCCUCAGGAAGAUGUUCUAUGUUCACAUUAUCAAGUUCGUCUUUUGAAAUUUCUUUGUUCUCGUGGGCUGAGACUGGCUCUCCAUGGAAUUGCACCAUUGUUGGCUCCUCGAGAGUCUUCAUCUGAGAGGUUGUUGCGAUAUUUAAUGAGGUUGAAUAUGGUAUUGUUGCGUUUGUCGAGUCGUAACAUGGUCCAAAUGAAUAAUUAGAACCGUAGUAGAGGUGCGACACAUCCUUAUCCCUGAAGGUUCCAUAUGUAGAAGAAUUAAUGGUUGUAUGUGGCGAAGGUUUCGAUAUAUCCUUGAGUUUUGGUGCGUUGGGAACCUUUAUCGAUGGGUUUUCUGGGAUUGGUACGACUGUGGCUGUACCAAGCGUCAAUUCCGAUGCUACUGCAGGGUCAACAUCACUGGCCUGGGUGAAAUAGUCCACUCCAGGCCAACUUUGCUGAAGUGCGUAUCGAGCCUUCCUGAGUUGUUGCUUUUCGAGUUGAGAAUCAACUGUCGUCUCCGGUAGCUGUAUGCUCUCUGCUGGAGGCAGCUUCGCCUUCCUCUGUGCUACGAGUGAGUUUAUUACUGAUAUCGCGAGCUCCUUGUCAGUAUCGAUGGGACCAUUCCGGAGUGUGUCAUAUACGAGAAAUAAAGAUCCCUCGCCAUCGUUUAUGUAUCCUCCUAGCGAAGAAUGAUUCCUUUUUUUGGGAGAAUCUGCGUCAACAUUCAAGUCUAGCAAGCUUGGGUUGAUUUUCUCUAAUAGACCCCUAAUAAGCUCACUAUCACCGCCAAUGAGAGUUGAUUCGUCGUCUUCUUGUGUGCUCUUGCGCUUUUUAGACGCGUCCAAGUGAUCACCCGGUUUGAGACUAUCAGUGUUUAAUUUAACUUUUAGAGUCAUUUAAUUUAUUUUCUAAACUUAUAUACCAACUUGGGUGUCCCUUAGAAAGAGCUGACGAUGACGACGAACGAGCCUGAUGAGGCCUACAUCAUACGCUCAGAUCAGAAGGAUCUAUAUCACUUGCAGCAUCUAAGAACGCUUGCUGAACCCGUUCUCAGGUCGCUAUUGGGGUCACGGUUUUUCGACAGCCAUGGGGGCUCAGCAAAUGUAGCGCUGCUUACGGUCUACACUGCUAUAACAACUGGCCUGGGUAGGCGAACUUUAGGGGAAGAGUACACGAAUAUACACAAAUGGAAAGACAACAGGUCGCUCAGCUGGCAGAUGCGCUUGUUGUUGGUGCUCUCUAUACCGGCACCGCAUAUCUUGAAGUACUUGAUCUCCCGAAGCAGGAGAAAUUACGUCGAUAGAUUCAGCCCAACUGUGAGAAAUGUCCUGAAGAGCACAAUGGAGCUACUCAUUAGUGAUACAACAUGGGAUAUCGCCCGCACACUUAAUCUUAUCGCAUUCUACCUCGGCAGCAAGUUCCACACUAUCAAGAAUCGAAUAUUUAAUAUAAGGUACAUUGACACAUCAGCCUCCGAGCAGCCAAGGAUUGACAAGCCAUUCGAAAUACUCGGUUAUAUGCUCUCUAUACGUCUCGCAAUACAAGUUGCCAGUCUAGCGAAGCCUUAUCUCCCAAAGGUACCGUCGGUGGAGGCCCCAAUAGUGGCAAUUGAUGGACGAGAAAUGAAUUUGUUAGAGAAGAAUGAGAAAGAGGAGAACGACGAUAUUGACGCCCUUAAUGAUGAAUACACAUGUAUUCCUCAAAAUGACAUAGCAGAUCCCCAACGAAAAUGCAUACUUUGUUUGGAGACGCGGAAAGCAACAUCAGCAAUGCUUUGUGGACACCUCUACUGCUGGUAUUGCCUCGAGAAUUGGCUCAGAGAAAAGAACGAGUGUCCACUGUGCAGACAGCACACGACCCUUAAAGACGUUAUACCUGUGUACAAUAUAUAGCAUAAAUAGCCUAAAUACGCUAGCUAUUGCAUCCAAGCGAGCCAUAUCGCUUAACUUUGCGAGAAUGCGAGCACUCCCAAACAAAAGAAAAUCCGCAGAAAGACGUGUAUUGUAAUAAUAUAAGUAUUUAUUUAAUCGCUGCGUUUAUACC